This is a messenger RNA of Cimex lectularius (bed bug), 1919 nucleotides long. RefSeq names its product putative zinc finger protein 840. The record is from RefSeq and is a predicted model, not a curated record. Gene Ontology annotation, molecular function: RNA polymerase II cis-regulatory region sequence-specific DNA binding; DNA-binding transcription factor activity. Bases 346 to 1488 code for a protein of 380 amino acids. Gene Ontology annotation, biological process: regulation of transcription by RNA polymerase II. NCBI's taxonomy places the organism in Eukaryota, Metazoa, Arthropoda, Insecta, Hemiptera, Cimicidae. The transcript is spliced from 3 exons.
ACUGCGCAGAGUAUUGGGGUUUGGAUUCCGUGAAGCGUUUUUUUACAGACCCCCUGUUUAGUGUUUACCAUGUGGUCAUCUGUUUAUCCAAGCUAGUCUAAUUUACUCGGACCCCCCUUUAAAACUUGUUAUUCCCAGUGAAGAUUUAAGUCUUUAAAGACUUAUUAUACAACUUUAAAAGUGCUAGUAAUAAACAAGGAUCCAGAAAAAUCAUUUGAUCGAUGGAGACAAUUAUUGAAGGAUUAAAAAAAGAGAUGUGUUGAUGUGGACCAAUUUUAUUGAAUAAACUAAUAAAUUAAAGGAUGUAAAAACAACGUGCAGAAAAUAAAAAGGUUACCAAAGGAAAUGUCAACUAAAAAAAUGGAUUGGCCAAGGUUGUGCAUGAUUUGUUCGACAUAUGUCAAAGGAAGCGAAUUGAGGGAUCACAUGAAGUCACACGCUGGAAAAAUCAAUCAUCAAUGCCCGUAUUGUUUUGAAUACAUUAAAUCCAAUGACAUGCCCAAUCACAUGAAGUCGCACACUGGUGACAAGCCGUACUAUUGCACUGAAUGCAAAUUCAGAUGCAAGAGCAAGACAAUGAUCAAAUUCCACAAGAAACGUGAGCACAAUUGGGAAGAGAACAACGGCGCUGUCGUCAGUCGUGAUCCGGACAAGGAGUCUACAGACGAAGAGAAUGAGGAAUAUCCAACUUCAACAUCUUCAAACACCGCACCCAGCGAAGAAGAUUCGCUGGAAAUUAAACAAGAGAGGGAAAUCUAUCCUGACAGCAAUGAAGAUUCUGAAAGCAGUUCAGAAAUCCCACAAAAUGCUGUAAAAAGCUUUUAUUGUCAGUUAUGUUUCACAACAGUUGCAUCGUCAGAUAUCGAGUCGCAUAAAUGUAUCAAUUCCUUCAAAAGAUCAGACUACCAUUUUCUGCUCAAAGACAGACACUUUGAACUUUCUUCAACGCCUUCCUCAUCUGAUAUCCAGACUCAUGAAUUGGGUUUUCAAACGAUAAAUGAGUUAGAACAGGCUCAGCCUUUCCAAAUCGAUGCGAUGCCUACAAAUUACUCGCUAACUGCAAACUACCCAAGUUUGAAAAAUCCAGACACCCUAGUCUGCGGUAUAUGUUCCUUAAACGUAAACAUCAAUGAAAUUUCUAAACACAUGGAAAUGCACAACCAUUAUAAAAACGAAAACGAUUAUCUUGACGAUGGUAGGCACAAGAGGGCAAGAAGAGAAAGCCCCAAUUUUAAAAUAUCAUCAUUCAUAGAUAUAACAAGCACUGCUAACAUGAAACAGUUACCUCAAGAAGAAUCGACAAAAUCGAAAGGAUUUCAACUUCUGAACUACCAAGGUGAAAGAAGACAAAACACAUACGCCAUUAAUGAUGCGACCGCCUAUUGUCGUGUAUGUUGUUCUUAUAUACUCUUAAAAGACAUACACAGUCAUAAUAAAUUGCAUGACACCUCAAGACUGAUUUAUACUGAAAAUAACUAUAGUUCCUAAAUUUAAAGUUUUACCUUUAUAUUACUUAUAUAUAAAUAUAUAUAUAUUGCCAUUUAAAAAAUAUAUAUUGUGAAGUUUGUAAAUAUUUUUAUUUAUAUUAUAAAAAAAAUUGUUCAUCUUGUCAAAUCCUUUUUAGCUCAUUAAUUACCGUUUAAAAAUUCAAUUGGUUUGCAAUGUUUACUUUCUUAGAUAAUUUUAAUUUUUCUAUUUCAUGAUACCAUAAAUAUUUGCCUUUUUUUAUAGUAAAGUAACUAGCAAAGUGAAACUGUAUUUUAGAAAACCAAAGACAAACUGUUAAAAAAGUUGAUGAAAAGAUCAAAACGUAUAACAAAAUAUAUAAAAAUGUGUUCAGAUUUAUUGCAUUAGUUUGGUUUAGCACUUUGACAUUCCUAUUAUAUUUUAAAUAGAAUAAUAAAUCUUUUUAUAUAUUU